Hevea brasiliensis (rubber tree) is the source of this 1035-nucleotide messenger RNA. RefSeq names its product PRA1 family protein F3-like. Gene Ontology annotation, cellular component: Golgi apparatus; endoplasmic reticulum. Gene Ontology annotation, biological process: vesicle-mediated transport. Bases 134 to 709 code for a protein of 191 amino acids. The record is from RefSeq and is a predicted model, not a curated record. Lineage: Eukaryota; Viridiplantae; Streptophyta; Magnoliopsida; Malpighiales; Euphorbiaceae. The transcript has a single exon.
AUAAAAAAAUCUAAUCGCCCAUAAUUUGCCCCGCCCUUUCUGUCACACCUUCCCACGUUCCCUCUUUGACACAAUCACCAAAAGGUCAAACUUCUCUACCCGGCCAAAAACUCCUCCGGAACCUAACCGGAAAAUGACCACAUAUGGCACGAUCCCAACCGCAUCGUCGCCGGGAGCCACCACCAACAUCGAGUACAUAUCUCGAGCUAAAGAAAGGAUCAAAGAAGGGUUAGGCACUCGCAGACCAUGGAAAAUAAUGUUCAAUUUCCAUUCUUUUAAGCUCCCUACCAAUCUAGCAGAAGCUCUGGUCCGACUGAAGACUAACGCCGCUUACUUUGGCAUGAACUACGCCAUAAUAAUACUGAUAAUCUUGUUCUUGAGCCUUCUGUGGCACCCAAUCUCGCUUAUAGUGUUUAUAGUGAUGAUGGCUGCGUGGUUGUUCUUGUACUUCUUGAGGGAUGAGCCAUUGGAGGUUUUUGGCCGGACGAUCGACGAUCUAGUGGUUUUGAUCUUACUUGGAGUGCUGACGAUAGUGUUCUUGUUGCUGACCCAUGUGACUUUGAAUGUUAUAGUGUCGCUGGUGAUCGGAGUGGUGGCUGUGGUGGUGCAUGGAGUUAUAAGAAAGAUUGAUGAUUUGUUCUUGGAUGAGGAGGCUACUGGGUUGAUGAGUACUGCAAGUGGCGGUGGUGCUGCUUCCUCUUCUUCUUGAUUGUGAGGUUCUUUGUGUUUAGUUGAGGUUAAUGGGUACUACUACUGAGAUUAAUUAAUUCCAAUUUGCUGCUAUUUGGCUUUUUUUUUUUGGUUAUUUGGUGUUCACUAAUUCUGGUUUUCUCAUUUCUAAUCGUGGUUUGGAUUUUGAAGUUGCUGGAAUUGAUAGGAUUUCAGUUUUGAUUUUGCUCUGGUUCCUUUUUCAUUUUUUUUUUUUUUUGGGGGGUGGGUGAAGGAACAGCAAGAAAAACUAUUAUUAGCUAACUAAUCCUCGACAUGAUUGCUUUUUCUAGCUCAUGUAAUUGAUAGUUUUUGUGUUGUGGCUCC